AUGACCAACCCUUUGCCACCUUUGAAACCAUUUCGGAAGCGAAAGCGAACUUCAGAAGUGCAAACUUGCACUCUUCAUCCAUUGAACGAAGAUCCUUGGGCGGCAUAUGUCAAAGGCAUCGAGAAUUUUCCGCGAAAGGGGAUUCUCCUGGCCCAGAAUAGGGAGGACAAAAUGGAGUUGGUCCAUAUUCAACCGCUCAAAGCGGAACCAGCGUCGAUACGGUCUCUGAUGAAGAUCGUCAACGACCUUUCUUACCGCAGUUUUCCACAACUUCUGCGCCAUUGCCAACAUGAAGAUCACACAUUUUUGGUGUGGGAGUCGGUCGAAUGCUCUUUGUCCCAAGUCCUAGGAUCUAGGUACGCCCUUACCGAAACCGAAAUCGCCUCGAUUGUAUGGCCAAUCCUUAUUGGAAUCAGAUACCUCCGCAAUUGCGAUAGAGCGCUUGCCACACUCACCAAUGAUGAGGUCCUAUUUACGGGAUCCGGUGGGGUCAGGAUCGCUGGUGUGGAACGUAGUUGUCGUAUCGAUCCCGAAGACAUGAAUGCAGCUACGCUGAAGCUGACGGCAUUGUCGGAGAUGGUCAAAAUGUUGAUGAAAAAGAACGAGGAAAUCCAUCCUGAUUUUUCAUGGAGCUCAAAAGCUCGAGAUCUGCCACAAAAGUUGAACACGUUUGGACUAGACGAGUUGAUGCUGACCUCGCAAUACGAUAUCAACUUUCCGACACGCAUUUGA
Molecule: messenger RNA, 732 nt
Organism: Penicillium samsonianum
Lineage: Eukaryota; Fungi; Ascomycota; Eurotiomycetes; Eurotiales; Aspergillaceae
Exons: 4
Coding region: 1-732 (243 amino acids)
Source: RefSeq, a predicted model, not a curated record